Porites evermanni is the source of this 672-nucleotide messenger RNA. Lineage: Eukaryota; Metazoa; Cnidaria; Anthozoa; Scleractinia; Poritidae. The record is from the annotation of a GenBank genome assembly.
AUGGCUAGACAAGAUGGAAGAACCAAGGAAGAAAGACUUGAGGGACUGUGGCCAAAGAAUGAGGAUUUGCAUGCCAUGAGAAUGGCAUAUGAUGUAAGUUGAUUAAUUAGUGGCUUAUAGUUAAGCAUUUUUUUCUUGCAAGUUGCAUUAAGCAAAUGUCAAUUUAAAGAAAAGCACAAAAUGGAAGAGAACAUUUGUGAUGUUAGAUUUUAUACUGAAACAAUAUUUACUGGAUGCUGGUUCACAGGGCUUGACAUUCCCAUAUAAACAAUAUGUCUUACAGUACUUCUGCAAUUUGAACCCCUUCCAAUUGCAAACUUCACUAGCUCUAAGCUAUUGGACACAUUAAUUUCUUUGCAUAGGGAGGACAAGACCCAAAAAAAUCUAAAUUGCUCUCGUCAUACUCUAACAUACUCAUCACUGAAAUGAUAUAUGUCAGAUGUUGUUUAUCCUCUUAUAGUAUCCAUAAAUGUAGGUAUCACAUGGACAUAUCAAGGAGAGAGUAAAUUGAUUUUCUUUUCGCAAAUUGAUUUAAAACCUCUUUUUCAGACCGUGUUGAAAAUACUGAACAAGCCAAACUCUCUUAUGGACUGGGGGGCGUACGCAUCCAAUCCAUUGUUUCUGGUAAUAAAAAUGGAUUACUUAAUGUCAUGGACAACUAUGACAAAGUAA